Molecule: messenger RNA, 2512 nt
Organism: Myzus persicae (green peach aphid)
Lineage: Eukaryota; Metazoa; Arthropoda; Insecta; Hemiptera; Aphididae
Exons: 9
Coding region: 706-2508 (600 amino acids)
Source: RefSeq, a predicted model, not a curated record
AAAAAAAUAAUUUGGUUAUAGUAGAUGGUUGGAUAUAUUUCUGUUGGUCCAACUAUUUAGACGUUAAAUCCAACAAAAAUGUUUAGUUAUGCAGAUUAUAAAUAUAUUGUUGAUUAAUUUUAGUUGUACCAACCAUUGUUUUGUUUGGUACUGCUAGAAAUUAUACUUACUAUUAGCUAGCUAUAAUAAAAGAUUAAAUCAAACAUAUAGUUAAGUUCUAAUAAUGUUUAAUAUUGUUGGAGUACCUAUAGGUAUUGUGAAGCUAAUCAUUUUAAUAUUGUUGUAUCAAAUAAUAUGAAAAUACUAUAAUAUUUAUGUAAGAAUUCUGGAAAGUCCAUAAGUGUAUUGUUCCGUUAUCUUUAGUUGGCCGAAAACCGUAGGAACGUUUCGAUAUCGUCUGCAGCGUCGCGAUCGCAUCGUCGACUUGUCUAUUUAGGUAUAUUAUAAAAUAUGUAAUACUUCUGUCUUCUGUUAGCCAUUAUAUUUCUGUGUUCUAUUCUAUAUUAAUAUUUUCAUAAUAAUAUCAAGUCAUAACCGCCAUAACCGCCUAUUCCUCUGUGUCUGCUGUCUGCCUGUCUGCUCGCCGCUCGCGUUUCGCUGUAUUGUUAUACCACUUAUACCUACAUAGUACAUUAGUAUUUAAUACACUAAAACAGUAAGAAAUUAUUGUUAUUAGUUCAGUAAUAGUGGUAUUACUUAAUUAGUAUGGCAGAUUUGUUUGUUAAAACUAUUUUAAAUGACUUAAAUGCUCCCGAGAAAAUAGUUAACGAAUUUGAAGCCCAAGGAAUUGAUGAAGAGGCAUUUAAAAAUCUUACAGAAUUUUUACUCAAAGAACUUAUUGAAAAAAAUAUUGGACUCCGUUCAAAGAUUUGGAAAAAAAUUUCAAGUUUAAAGGAAAACAAAUCUUCAAUUGUGGCUUCUUCAAAUAUUAAUGAAGACUAUAAUUUGUUUGCUGAUGGUAACCUUGAGCAGGUGCAACAUAUUUUAAAUAAUGAAGAUAUUUCAACAAGUGAUCGAAUAUUUAAUUCAAAUCCACUCAGUAAUGUUGAAAAUUGUGUUGCCGGAUCUUCUAAAAACACUGACAUGAUUGGAUUGUUCAUGAACAGUAUUACUCAUGAUAAUAUUAUUAGUAAAACUCAUGACGAUAUUAAUAAUAGUAAUAUUCAUGAUGACAUUAGUACAAAUCCUAUUAAGACCAUUUAUUCUGAUGUGACUGACAUUUAUAGGAGUACUGCUUUUGUCAAUUGUGAUCAAUCUUUACAAAGUCAUAGUAAAACAACUGUAAUUGAAACAAAUAAAAUAUCAUUGAAAGAUAUUCUUUGGCUUUAUCACGAUGGACAGUUAAUUAUAAAUUAUUUUGACACUAAUCAAGAACUGAAUGGGUAUAUGAGAAAUAAGCUAAGCCACCUGGUUAUUAGUCAUUCCCUUAAGGAAGUAUCAUCUAAAAAAAUAUCUACUUCUAAAUUGAUGAGCUUAUCUCAAGAAAUUGUUGAUAUAUUUCCUGGUGAAAACAAACAAACGUAUUACAUUCCUUAUAGACGAGAAAAUGGUAAAGUAACUCCCACACGAGGCAAGCUUUGGGAUAAAUAUUGUAAUAUGCGGAGAGAACUUAGAAACUUAUGUACCACAAAUAAAUUACAAGAUGAAGUUAUCUCCACUAGUGUAAAUUAUAAUGAAGAAUUGACUGAAGAAAAUAUAUUGUGGUUGCAAAACAAUAUUGCACCUUGGAAUGAAGUAGCGGAAAAGUGGAAAAGUACAUUUCAGUUCCGUUACAAAUCAUUGAGUGAAAAAGAAAAACAUUAUUCUUAUUUUAGUGAUAUACCAGCAAUCAAAAGUCCACUAGGCUUUACCUUGAUUGAAUAUGACUUUGAUUUAUUAUAUCCAGGAAAAGAUCCAAUGAUUUUAUUUAUAAAAUUUGAGCUAUUCAAAAAAAAACUUCCAGUAUAUUUACAGAAAAACAAUUAUAAAGGAAUUGACAAGUUGGUUGUCAAUGAAAUUGUAGAGCCUACAGUACCUGGAUAUGAUAACGUUGCAGCACUUAAAACGUUUAUAGAGUUAUUUCAACCAAUUAAUGUAUCGAAAAGAACAAUUAGUGGCAACCUAAAAACAAAAUAUUGGAGACCAUCAAAAUUGGAACUGAAACAGUCAUUUAUAUAUUAUGUUAAUAGUACAUAUCAACUAAAAGAAGUAAAUGAAGAAAAAAGAAAAAAGGCUCAACAAUUGGAUCAGACUCUUCAACCGUAUAUGAUUUUUGUUCAAGACUCAGAAUUUGAAAAUAACGUAAGAGACUUCUAUGUAAUCAUAAACAAUCAUUUCUUUAAACUAGAAAGUGCUUUAAAAGCACUCGAUGUGUGUUUUAAAUCAUUUUUCUCUUUAAAUUUAAAUUACCCAACAGAGUCUACUCAGGUUUGGUAUUUUAUUCAAAAAUAUUUUUUUGAAAUAGAAACAAAUUUUGAUAAAAACUAUCAAAAUAUUAAUAAUAUCAUACACGACUUGAAUAAUUGUUAAAAUA